UUACACCAUGACGUCAUUCUCAGUGGUCACGUACGUCCGAACCAUGUCCACAAGGCGGCGCUACGUGACAAUGGCCCUCCUCCUUUCACUGUUCCUCGUCAUAGUAUUAGCUUCAAUCAACAACUACUCCGCAUCACACGUAGUACCAGCAUCACCUCUGCCGCUGAAACAAGAUGCCUGUAAGAUUGUUGACAUCAAAACCGUGGAUACCUCUGCAAACUUUGACUGCGUCGAUUUCUACACUUGGAAAGGAAAAACUCCAAUUUGUAUUUACGACACUUCUUCAGAUGCAUGGGUAUCGAAGAGUUUAAAAGAAACCGGAAAAUGGGAGUCCUACAUGACAAAUAAACUGCAAGAAUUCCUGGCCUCGGAUCCCGAUUUGCAUUUAAUUGACGUUGGAGCAAAUUUAGGUGUCUUCACAUUGACCGCGGCGGCGAAUGGCCGCACUGUGGUCUCAGUUGAACCACUCUGGGAUAAUGCCGUCCGUCUGUCCAAGUCCAUCAAGCUUGGGCACUUUGAGGACCAGGUUACUAUUGUGAAUAACGCGGUAUCUAAUGGUUACUUAAAAGCCACAUUCUUCCGUCCGUUCGAGAACGCUGGAGGGUCGCACAUCAUUACUUUGAGUGAAACGGACAACCGUAAGGACACCGUUGAUACGAUUCUCAUGGACAACCUUCUUGAAGUUGUAACAUUCAAAAAAGCUGUUAUGAAAAUGGAUAUUGAGGGACACGAAAUAUGGGCACUAGAGGGCGCACAUAGACUGUUUGAGGAGGUGGAUAUUAGGUAUUUGUUCAUAGAGUGGCCAGGAAUCAGCAAAACCAGUGCCGUCCAAGGAUUGGUGGACUUUUUGACGCGACGGAACUACUUGGCGUACACGAUCUCGGGGUCGCGAUUGAGGAUGUACGGCUGGCCAUUCAACCAUGCCUGGCCUGAGAACGUGAUGUGGGUGAAGCAGGUGUGAGUCUUAAACGGGUUGACAAUUCGGAAAAACGAAAUCCGAAAUGAAGGGAACUCAGACAGGAGCAAGGGGUUCAAAUUGGUAGUCUUCAGGCGACUUGAAGCACAACUGUAAAAAGGGGUCUGGAUAAGUUUAAUUUGGUUCAGCGAUUAUUAUAUUCCUCCUCCCUUUGUACAAUACAAGGUGUGGUCUAUUUGUCAAGCAGUUGUCGGGUUGAGAAGCCGACGGGCAGGCGCGAAUUGAAAUUUUGACAAAAAAUGCCCGCAAAUUCAAUUCUUGAAAUGCAUUUUAUGCUGGGACAUUUGCUAGAAUCAAACAGCAACCUGAGGGAUACUAUUUUGCAGGGGUACCGUGACUCAUUCGUGUUCCGCUGCCCGGCGAUAUCCGUCUUUAUAGUGAACCACCAAGGAUUUGGCAUCAAUAUGAUCCCGGGUACAGAUUGGGAGGUUCAAGAUGCCCGAGAUCGAGACAGAGCCCAAAAAAUAUCCAACAUUUAAACAUACCGUAGUUAUACUGAGAAAAUUCUCCACUUAGUUACUAGGUCUGCACUUCUAACAUUACAUAAGUGCGUUUUUUUCCUGUUAAAUGCAUUCGAAGAGUUAUUUGUAUUAUCAACUGGCAUCGUCAGCAGCCUAUUGAUUGUCAUAUUUCUUCCAAAUCAACCACUGAAAUUGUUUUUUUUUUAAAAAGUGGAAAUUAUCAUUUG
Lineus longissimus is the source of this 1664-nucleotide messenger RNA. RefSeq lists its product as uncharacterized. The transcript has a single exon. Lineage: Eukaryota; Metazoa; Nemertea; Pilidiophora; Heteronemertea; Lineidae. The coding region runs from base 8 to 961 and encodes 317 amino acids. The record is from RefSeq and is a predicted model, not a curated record.